AUGUUUGGACAAAUACACAUAGUCGCAGCAUCCCACAUCGAUGAAAUCACUGGAGGAGGACCAACCAAAGAGAACAAAAACGAAAGAUUGAUGCAGCUUACGCGAGAUAUGGAGAAUUGCGAGAUGAAAUUGAACAAACUCGGCUAUCAGGCUGAUAUCAACUCAAGAAGCAACAUGAGUGUGCCAAGGAGGCACGAAACUCAAGAGAUCGGAGUAAAGAACCAGACUUUGCCAGCUGACUAGAUUUGUUGUUAAGAAGGGAAAGCUGGCCAACACUGAAUACGGGCGACUCAUAAGUGCAAGAUACAACAAAGAAAAGGAAUUUGGUAAGAGGCCCCGAUGGGGCAGAAAUGUGUCUACUUACCUUUCACACGGUUCAAACACGGUGAUAAAGGAACAUUCCGGGGAUCAUUCACGGCAAGGAAAUCCGACGGGAAGACCAAAGUGUAUAUUUUUUGACAGAGAUGGUCACACAAUCGAAAAAUGCUUUAAUUUUCAAGGAAAGCCCUAUGAAGAGCGAAAGAGGAUCGUAAACACGAGGAGACUGUUCAACCUUUGUCUCAGUAAGGGUCAUUUUGCCAGUAACUGCAAGAGGAGUCGUGGCAGUUUUGUUCCAGGAUGCGGAAAGCGCCAUCAUCCAAUGCUCCAUCCAGAAGAGACUACCAAGGACAGAAAGAAAGACGUGUCCGAAAACCAAAACGAAGAGAGAAAGCUAGGCUCACCCGCAUCUCCAACCGGAAAUGUUCAGAAUGAUCACUGCGGUGCCAUUUGA
Molecule: messenger RNA, 772 nt
Organism: Paramuricea clavata
Lineage: Eukaryota; Metazoa; Cnidaria; Anthozoa; Malacalcyonacea; Plexauridae
Source: the annotation of a GenBank genome assembly